GUUAGCUACACGUUGUAUGGUCUACACUGAACAACAAUAAACCCAUUACAAAUGUAAUUAUCUGAUACAAAAAUAAUCAGUUGUUAUCUAAAUCAUGUGAGAAGAAAGUACAUCGUCGGGGCCUCAACAGAACAUUUCUUCAAUUUAUGUUUGUGUUGAGAAAAGUGAAGAAAAAUGCAAAUGUGGUGGAUUAGUUUUGUUGGUGCUUGUUGUUUGGUGAUCACUUGUGCAGUGUCCCUUCCAACUACCACAGAUGUCACCCCGGUAGUUCCGCGGGAAUUUCCAAAUUUUAACCAAAACUACACUUUUGUGGACAACUCGAGUAUAAGGGAGAAUUUAGCGAGUCAUUCGGAAGUAGACACGGAAGUUGAAGAUUUAUUAACCAAACAUGAGGAUGAAGAGCCAAUAAAGCAAGAAGGUGAAGUCGUUCUAAAUCCCUCUGAAGAAGACGAAUAUGUAGGGAAAAAAAGUGUCGUUGAAUGGAUUGAAAACGGGGACGAUACAGAAGACGAUAAAUUCGGUACAGAAAAGAAUCAACAAGCAGAAACUACAAUUAAUGAAAUCACAUUUAAAACGGAAACCACGCAAGAAGAAACUACGAUUAAAACGGAAACAACUACGAUUAAAAGGGAAACAACUACGAUUAAAACGGAAACAACUACGACUAAAUCAGAAGUAACAACACCUACGACACAACAAACAAGUACGGAGAAAAGCAGCGAAAAUGUGAUACUGGAACCAUAUAAAGAUGGCGUCCCUGUUAUCAGCGGAUCAACGGCAGCCAUUUUGGUUGGCGCAUUUUUAGUUAUUUGUAUUUUUGGAUAUACAGCGUUGAUUCUAUGGAGGCGAUCGUUAGAGGUGAAAUAUGGUAGCAGAGAGAUGUUGGUUGAUAGUGACGACAUAUUCGAUCCGGACGAUCUCAAACACUUUUCUAUUUAAAAUGACGCUCCUCAACCCACAAAAAAAUGCAAUCCUACAGUACAAUGAAUAGUCAUAUUUAGGUAACUGUGAUAUCUAUAUUUGUAUCUUAAGUAGGUCUUCUAUCAGAUACGCGCUGAUAAGUAACAUGUAUGUAAUGUCGCCAUUUUUGUAACUGUAAAAACAAAUUCUUAAUAAAAGUUCCUAAAUUAUAA
Molecule: messenger RNA, 1133 nt
Organism: Zophobas morio
Lineage: Eukaryota; Metazoa; Arthropoda; Insecta; Coleoptera; Tenebrionidae
Exons: 4
Coding region: 175-939 (254 amino acids)
Source: RefSeq, a predicted model, not a curated record